This is a messenger RNA of Stegastes partitus (bicolor damselfish), 698 nucleotides long. Its product is annotated as protein HP-25 homolog 1-like. The transcript is spliced from 3 exons. The record is from RefSeq and is a predicted model, not a curated record. Lineage: Eukaryota; Metazoa; Chordata; Actinopteri; Pomacentridae. Gene Ontology annotation, molecular function: protein binding. The coding region runs from base 1 to 588 and encodes 195 amino acids.
AUGUCUCUGGACUCCGCAGAGGAUUACAGCCGCUCUGAUGGAGGGAACGACGACAGAGAGAGAAACUGUCCGAUUGAGGGACAGCUGAGAGACGUCCCGUUCGACCCAAUUGUUUUCAACCAAGUGUUGGUGAACCAGGGCUCCGCCUACGACAACGACACCGGGGUGUUCACCGCGCCGCUCGCCGGCGUCUACCAGUUUGUUUUUGCCGCCCAGCUCUGCCGCGGCAAUCACAACAACAGGUGGUACUUCAUGGUCAACAGAGACAUGAGGAUGCUCUGCCACGCUCAGAUGACUGCUGGUGAAACAACCCUCAACACCUGCUACUUCAUGGAGGAGCUGAAGAAAGGUGACCAGGUGUGGGUGAAGCAAAAUGCCGAGAGCUGCUCAUGGGCCAGCACCACCUCCAAAACGAUCACCUUCUCCGGCAUCCUGCUGGCGAGUGAGAGCGUGUCCUUGGUGGGAGGGAAGUACGGCAGCUCCUGUCCGCUGCCCAGCAGGAACGUGGUGUCCAGGUCUGCAGGCCGGAGAGUCGCUCUGUCCGGUGUGGUCGUCGCCCUGCAGCUCAGCCGCUUCCUCUGGGAUUAAUCAAGGCAGCGAUACCUCUCUUAGGUGUAUAUGCUUCUCAUUAUGUUUUAUUUAAUAUUUUUAAAGGUUGAAGUGUGACUUGCCACAGUUUUUCUUCCUUCUUUUUAAAU